AGACAUGGAAGAGAGUGCAGGGGUUGUGGUUCUGCAGGAGAAGACAGGACAAGGCGUGCUGGCAGAAAACAAAGAUGUUGGUCUGACAUGUCACUGUCAGCACCAUGCACCCAAGGGACAUGGAGCAAUGGCCGUCCCCCCAACUUACUCAGACCUGGGCAAAUCUGCCAAAGACAUCUUCAACAAGGGCUUCAGUUAUGGAGUUCUGAAGCUGGACGUCAAGACCAAGUCUCAGAGUGGUGUAGAGUUUGCUACCUCUGGCACCAGCAACACCGACACGGGGAAGUCAGGCGGCCACCUGGAGACCAAGUACAAACUGAGUGACCUGGGCCUCACUUUCAACCAGAAAUGGAACACAGACAACACACUCACCACAGAAAUCACCAUGGAAGACCAGCUGGCUAAAGGCUUGAAGCUCGGACUGGACACAUCGUUUGUGCCAAACACUGGUAAGAAGAGUGCCAAGCUGAAGACUGGAUACAAGCGGGACUUUAUAAAUGUGGGUUGUGACCUGGACUUCGACAUGGCCGGUCCCACGGUCCAUGCAGCUGCUGUUCUGGGCUACGAAGGCUGGCUCGCAGGUUAUCAGCUGGCUUUCGACACCGCCAAGUCAAAACUGACUCAAAACAACUUUGCUUUUGGAUACAAGGCUGGCGACUUCCAGCUUCACACCAGCGUGAAUGAUGCUACAGAGUUUGGGGGCUCCGUUUACCAGAAGGUGAACAGUAACUUGGAGACAGCCAUCCACCUGGCCUGGACUGCAGGAAGCAACAACACACGCUUCGGUAUCGGUGCCAAAUACCAGCUGGAUAAGAACUCCACCUUGUCGACGAAAAUUAACAACGCCUGCCUUGUUGGAGUUGGAUACACACAAACCCUCAGGCCAGGCGUGAAGGUCACCCUCUCAGCCCUGAUCGAUGGGAAAAACGUGAACGGCGGCGGACACAAAGUCGGCAUGGGUUUUGAGCUGGAGGCGUAAAGAUUACGUAGUAUAGACGCCGGGAAGCAACGCGGAGGAUGAAGCAACUCAAAUGUGAAAACACUGCAAUGGUUCACUCAGCGACACGUCAAACACACGUUCCCUCUGUACACACGCACACACGUUCUUUGGCCUUAACCCUGAAACCCCAACAGAGACCUCCAGUACUGUAGUAUUCACCUGAAUCAAGACUUAGUUUUGAAAUUGACAUCAUGUACAGCUCUCACCACAAACCUAUAAUCCUAUAUUAGCAGAAUACAAUAAUGUCUCUAAUACUGUGCUACUUUUAAACAGAUAAAGUGCACUUUUAAUGAAGUAUUUGUUUCACACAUCUCUGGGUUAAUUCAGAAAUGUUAUGAAGCACCUUCUAGUGUUGAGUGUUCGGUCAGUCAAGUUAAAACUGGAUUUUAGAUCUUGGUAGGAUUGUGAUGGGAUGCCUGUUGGGGAAUGUUGUGGUUUUGAUGCAUGCUUUCAAGGCUGAAGAGUUUAUAUUUUUCUGUAUUCAUUGUCAUUUUGAGACGGUGACUAAAAGGAUGCAAUAAAGGCUGGACAGGGUUUAUUAAAAUAAAACCUCAAUUACAAACUGUAAAACAAAUCAGUUGCCUAAAUGUUUAUUUUUCAGGACCUGUGGUCAUAAAAGAAGAAUCUGAUUGCAGUUAGGAUGUGCAUCACCUUGUCUUCUCGUGUUUUGUGGCCUGUGUUCAGCCUUUGUCACUACAUUUAAAAUCUGUGCUGUGUUUAGCAAACGUAGUCAACAGUUAGAACCUGAAAAUAAUUUUUAUUGAAUAAAAAAUGUC
This is a messenger RNA of Nematolebias whitei (Rio pearlfish), 1776 nucleotides long. RefSeq names its product voltage-dependent anion channel 3 (gene vdac3). Gene Ontology annotation, molecular function: voltage-gated monoatomic anion channel activity. Gene Ontology annotation, cellular component: mitochondrial outer membrane. The coding region runs from base 5 to 979 and encodes 324 amino acids. NCBI's taxonomy places the organism in Eukaryota, Metazoa, Chordata, Actinopteri, Cyprinodontiformes, Rivulidae. Gene Ontology annotation, biological process: monoatomic anion transmembrane transport. The transcript is spliced from 9 exons. The record is from RefSeq and is a predicted model, not a curated record.